AUGGUUCUAUCAAGCGUGUUAGGGUUUCCAAGAAUUGGGGCGAACAGAGAGUUGAAGAAGGUGACUGAGUCGUACUGGGCCGGGAAGGCGACCGAGGAGGAGCUACUAAAGGUGGGCCGCGAGUUGCGGGCGAGUAACUGGAAGCUGCAGAAGGAAGCGGGUGUGGAUGUGAUUGCUUCGAACGACUUUUCCUACUACGACCAGGUUUUGGAUUUAUCGUUACUCUUCAAUGUGGUGCCUGACCGGUACCGCAAGCACGACCUUUCAGCCGUGGACACGAUGUUCGCGAUGGGCCGUGGUCUACAACGGCUCGCGAAGGACGGCGCCCCUGCAGUCGACGUCACCGCUCUGGAGAUGGUGAAAUGGUUUGAUUCGAACUACCACUACGUGAGGCCCACGUUCUCGCACUCUACAGACUUCAAGCUGAACGGAAAUAAGCCAGUGGAAGAGUACCUUGAGGCCAAGCAGCUGGGCAUUGAGACACGCCCGGUCGUGCUUGGUCCGGUCUCUUUCCUAUAUCUAGGGAAGUCUGACAAGGAUUCGCUAGACUUGGAACCUCUUUCGCUUCUACCAAAGGUGCUUCCACUGUAUGCUGAGCUUUUGAAGCAGCUUUCUGACGCCGGUGCGAAGUCGGUUCAGCUGGAUGAGCCUGUGUUGGUCUUAGAUCUUGCAGAGGACGUACAGUCUGCGUUUAAGACCGCUUAUGAACAUCUAGGUGCGGAAAAGUCUCUCGACAUUGUGUUGACCACCUACUUCGGGACAGUCGUUCCGAACUUGAAGGCGCUUGUGGAUCUUCCAGUGGCUGGCCUACAUUUCGACUUGGUGAGAAACCCAGAGCAGUUGGACGACGUUCUAGCGAUCGUUGGCGAAAACCAGUCGUUGUCUGUAGGUGUUGUUGACGGUAGAAACAUCUGGAAGAAUGACUUCGCGAAGUCGGCUGCCACUAUUUCUAAGGCAAUUGAGAAACUAGGAGGGGACCGCGUUAUUGUUGCCACGUCCUCUUCCUUGUUGCACACUCCAGUUGACUUGGAAAACGAGUCUGCCUUGGAGCCAGAGAUCAAGGACUGGUUCUCUUUUGCAACCCAGAAGCUGCAUGAGGUUGUUGUCCUCGCUAAGAACGCUUCUGGCGAAGACUUUUCCUCUGAGUUGAAGGCAAAUGCAGACUCGAUUGCUGCGCGUGCCGCCUCUGCGAUCACCAACGAUCCUGCUGUCCAGGAACGUGUUGCUGGUUUGAACGAGAAGCUAUCCACGAGAGCCGCACCAUUCGGGGAGCGUCUCAAGGAGCAGCAGCCAAUUUUCAAGCUCCCGCUAUUCCCAACCACCACCAUCGGUUCCUUCCCACAGACUAAGGACAUUCGGAUCAACAGAAACAAGCAUGCAAAGGGGGCGAUUUCCACGGAGGAGUACACCAACUUCAUCAAUUCUCAGAUUGAGGAAGUCAUCCGCUUCCAGGAGGAGGUCGGCCUAGAUGUCCUUGUUCAUGGUGAACCGGAGAGAAAUGACAUGGUGCAGUACUUCGGCGAGAAGAUCAAGGGUUACGUCUUCACAGUGAACGGAUGGGUCCAAUCAUAUGGUUCUCGCUACGUCCGCCCUCCAAUUAUUGUCGGUGACCUAUCUCGUCCCUUACCUAUGUCCGUGCGCGAGUCUGUGUACGCGCAGUCCAUCACUACAAAGCCUGUGAAGGGCAUGUUGACUGGCCCCGUCACAUGCUUGCGGUGGUCUUUCCCCCGUGAUGAUAUCGACCAGCGUACCCAGGCCCUCCAACUUGCGUUUGCGCUCCGCGACGAGGUCAACGAUUUGGAGGCGGCUGGUAUCAAGGUCAUCCAGGUUGAUGAGCCUGCCAUCAGGGAAGGCUUGCCUCUUCGCGCCGGUGAGGAGCGCUCGGCCUACCUGAACUGGGCUGCGCAGGCCUUCCGCGUUGCAACCUCGGGCGUCUCCAACAAGACCCAGAUCCACUCGCACUUCUGUUACUCUGACUUGGACCCCAAGCACAUCAAGGCGCUUGACGCAGAUGUCGUCUCCAUUGAAUUUUCCAAAAAGGACGAUCCUAACUACAUCGCAGAAUUCCAGGACUACCCUAACCACAUCGGUCUUGGCCUAUUCGACAUCCACUCUCCUAGAGUCCCCUCCAAGGAGGAGUUCAUCCAGAAGAUUGACGCCAUCCUCAAGUCCUAUCCUGCAGACAAGUUCUGGGUCAACCCUGACUGUGGUCUAAAAACCCGUGGCUGGGAAGAGACUAAGGCUUCCCUCACAAACAUGGUCGAAGCCGCCAAGCACUUCCGCAACAUCCACACCAAGAAAGACUAA
Eremothecium gossypii ATCC 10895 is the source of this 2307-nucleotide messenger RNA. It is a transcript of the gene MET6, whose product is annotated as 5-methyltetrahydropteroyltriglutamate-homocysteine S-methyltransferase. Lineage: Eukaryota; Fungi; Ascomycota; Saccharomycetes; Saccharomycetales; Saccharomycetaceae. The record is from RefSeq and is marked provisional. Bases 1 to 2307 code for a protein of 768 amino acids. Gene Ontology annotation, molecular function: 5-methyltetrahydropteroyltriglutamate-homocysteine S-methyltransferase activity; zinc ion binding. The transcript has a single exon.